CGUGCGGUGGCACUGUCCCUGCCCUCUGUACUCAGCAGAUUCUGUGCUACGACUCGAUUAAGCGCUUGGUAUGCUACGAGUACGGCCACUGAUUUGACGAAAAGCACCAAAGCCCUCACUCCUGCGCUACGAAGCACCCGACACACCCCAACCUGCGCGAAGCCCACCCCAUUAUCACCACCACAUCUCGUCCACUGCACAACCGACCACCCGCAAACAACAACGAUAACAACAAUGGCCACAGCCCAACGAAUCCACCUCUCGCCCGCAGCACAUCCGGGAAUCUUCUCCAGCGGGACCGGUACCAUCACCGAAGCCUCCGCCCGCGCCACCAGCGAAGUCCUCCAACAUGACCUGGAACAUCAUCAUGUCUUCUUCAAUGAUAUGGGGUUCCACAACCACACCGUCCACCACAUCCUAAGCGCCUACGCCCUCGGCGCCUCCGCGGACGAGAUCCGCACCGCCUACGCGCGCGACCGCGCCUACCAGCGCAAGGCGAUCCCCGUCGACGAAGCGACCGUCGCGGCGCUGUCCGACCGCGGCCGGUUUUUGGAGCGGUUGGGGCGAAGGCAGCACUACUCGGAUUUUCUGCGGUUCUUCCAGCGCGAGAUUGAGCGGGUCGGCGUGGAGGCGGUGCUGGAUGGGUAUCUUUUCCAGGAGGGGGAUGAGGUUGCGCGGGCGAUGUUGGGGCGGUUGUUUGGGGGGCUGGUCCACCCGUUCAUCCACCUGGGCUUCGGCCUGGAAUUCGAGCAGCCGGCCCUCGUGGCCGAGGCGCUGGCGCAGACGGCCGUCCAUGAAGACUGGACGGGCCCGAUGUUCUUCUGGCCGGCGGAGGAGCAGGCCGGGGGCGUGGGGCGGCGCGGGGAGAAGGGUCUGCUGGAGAUUCUGGGGGCGAUCCGCCGGGACGAGACGCUGGCGCGCUCGGUGCGCUGGGAGGACGGGAACAAGAUGCGCGAUGGCGUGUUGGCGCGCGCGGGCGAGACGAUGCUCGCGUACGCGGCUGCGUAUACGGUGUCGGCGGAGCAGCUGGAGGAGCGGACGGCGGAGAUGAUCAAUACCGUGGUGUACUACACCAGCGCCGCCCAGCGCCCCACCAAGCCGAUCAAGUUCGACUUCUUCUACCUGCACGGUCUCAACUCCUCCAUCUUCUUCUCCAAGAUCCUCACGCUCCCGUUUCUGGAGGUCAAGACUAAGCUCCGCCUGCUCGAGUGGAAAGGCCGUCUCGACCUCCUGCUCUACGUCUCCCGCGGCACGCCCGCGCUGUCCCUCGAGGCGAUCCGGACGUAUCCGGUCGCGCACCGCUGGGAGGAGAUCUUCGCCUUCUGCACCCGCCACCCGCAGGACGACGGCCACCUGGCCAAGCUGGUCCGUGCCGUGGCCCACGGGGAGCGGGCCUGUCGGCCGUUCGAGGGCGAGCGUCCCUGGCCGAUUGAGGGGGAUAUGUGGCUGAGGAUUGCCAAUAUGGCCAUGGACUCAACAUCCGACCACGAUCACCAUCCGAUGUGGGUCCGCUCCACCGGGUUUGACCAGGCCUGGCGCGAGUUCGACGGGCGCCCCGAGCUAUAGGACGACACUGCUGGGCCUGCGUCAUGGCAGGGGGAUUCUGGAAGUACUGUACGUCUAUGCCGGUUGGUGUAAGCAUUGCAAGCUAGCCAUGGGCGUCCGCAUAAUGAAUGCAUGGUAGAAUCGGCUUGAAUGGAAUACAGAAUGAGAGAGAAGCUGCCCAGUGAACCGAUGACAGCGUGGACAAAGGGCGAAGGGUUUGCUUUUGCUUUUGCUUUGGCUUUUGCUUUUUGCAGCUGGCUGGCACCGCAGCCCCAUCGGGCGAGCAUCACGUGGUGGGUGGG
Molecule: messenger RNA, 1847 nt
Organism: Aspergillus japonicus CBS 114.51
Lineage: Eukaryota; Fungi; Ascomycota; Eurotiomycetes; Eurotiales; Aspergillaceae
Product: questin oxidase family protein
Exons: 6
Coding region: 235-1566 (443 amino acids)
Molecular function (GO): oxidoreductase activity
Source: RefSeq, a predicted model, not a curated record